GGACCACAAGGCGAAGAGGGAGCUGCCGGUGACAAAGGAAACGACGGUCGUGACGGACGUCCAGGACAUAAGGGACCUCGUGGCCCGUCGGGCGAGAACGGCAAAGAGGCUGAGAAUGGCGAGGAUGGUGCCAACGGUGACCAAGGAGACGCCGGACCAGACGGGCCGAAAGGCAGCUGUGACCACUGUCCACCACCCAGAACCGCUCCAGGCUAUUAAGAGCCUCCUGGUUUCUGCCCUGUUUGUCCUUGCCGUUAAACCCCCCUUUGCCAGUCCCCUUGUUUUCCCCCACUCUCUUGAAAUCCCCUCAUGA
Messenger RNA from Anisakis simplex (herring worm), 313 nucleotides. NCBI's taxonomy places the organism in Eukaryota, Metazoa, Nematoda, Chromadorea, Rhabditida, Anisakidae. The record is from the annotation of a GenBank genome assembly.